Drosophila serrata is the source of this 1331-nucleotide messenger RNA. Its product is annotated as ATP-binding cassette sub-family A member 17-like. Lineage: Eukaryota; Metazoa; Arthropoda; Insecta; Diptera; Drosophilidae. Gene Ontology annotation, biological process: lipid transport; transmembrane transport. Gene Ontology annotation, molecular function: lipid carrier activity; ATP binding; ABC-type transporter activity. Gene Ontology annotation, cellular component: intracellular membrane-bounded organelle; membrane. The record is from RefSeq and is a predicted model, not a curated record.
CUAUAUGAGGUUGGUGUCCCGGAUUUCCCCUUGGGCAUACUAUAUCUUUUACCCGUUUAUACAACCAUUGCCAUGUUGCAAAGGCUUUGCAAGGAGGAGGAAUGGUGUCGAUUAUGCAAGGAACAAAUGAAAAGUUCAUAUAGAGACUGUGACAAACUGUCAGCUUGGAGUAUCAUUAAAGCGGCAUUACCAUAUCUGGCUAUACUUAUGGCUUUGGCCUUACUUUACUUUGCAUUACUUUUACUAUAUGAAAGGGGAAGUCCUUGCAGGAGGAGGAGAUGUUAUGAGCCAUGUUACCGUACGACGCAAUGUGAACGGCGAAACAAUAUUCUACUCCUGGAUAAUGUAAGAGCAUGUAAUGCCAGAAGACCUAUCAAAGAUGUUACUUUCGGACUAAGAUGCAUGGAUGUUCUAGGCCUAGUUGGCGAGAGAUCUGGCAAGACGACUCUUAAUAAAUUAAUAAUAUCACAGCAUUGCUUAUCCAGGGGUCGCGUUUACAUCAGAGGCAUCAAUGUCAAUUGCAAGAGAAAGCGAUACAGGGCCUACAAAUGCAUCGGUUAUUGUCCACAGAAAAAUUGUUUUGAGCCAGAAUUUACGGGUCGUGAGAAUUUAAAAAUAUUCGGCCUAAUUCGGGGUAUAAAAUGUAGACAACUUCGCAGGGUAACCCAUGAACUGGCGGAUAAUCUCAGUUUCAGACGACAUCUGCGUAAGCGGUCCAAAUGGUAUACAGUAAGCGACAAGCGGAAAUUGAGUACCGCCAUAGCUGUUUUAGGAACGCCACCAUUAAUUAUAUUGGAUCAACCCACGGCUGGAGUGGAAAAAGCCCAUCGAUCGAAUGUUUUGCAUGUCCUGAAAAGCGUCAAUGAUUGCGGCAGUGCGAUUUUAUUAUCAUCCAAUAAUAUAGAGGACUUUCAGACCCUUUGCAAUCGAUUGGCCUUGAUUAGGCGAGGAAAACUUGUUGCCAUCGGUCCUGUGGCAAGCUAUAGAAAUCAUGCAUCUCGCGGGCUAAUUCUAAUGGUCAAGGCCAGACCCCAUGCUCUGAUUCAUCAGUUAUGCAUUUAUUCAUUAAACAGGGAAGCUAUUAUAAACAUAAUUACCCGAUACUUGUUGGCCAACUUUGGAAGCGUUUAUUUACUAGAAGAAAUUCAAGGUGAUAUGUUGUUUUAUAUACACAAUUCAUUUGUUCCCCUGGCCAGGGCCUUUCAGAUAAUAGAGCAUAAACGUCUCGAGCUAUCCAUUUCGGACUUUUAUGUAAAACACGAAGAUAUUGAGCUAUCCUUUGUCACCCGAAACUUUAGAAUACUCCGAUAAAUACAAUGCAGCAUCUUUAA